AUGUCGUUCAAAUUGGUAGGCAAAUUUGAGGAAAAGAGAAAAGGUGACUUACUACCACAUGAAUCAACCCAGCAAGUGACCCCAGCCAGGAGCGAUGCUGACAGCAAGGCCCGGCUGGACCAACUGCACAGUUUCAGGAGGAGUGGAGUCCAGCACCUCUUCUUCCAAGGCAUAGUACCCAACAGGGAAACACAGCAGAAACCUGGGCUCAUCCCCAGAGGGAAGCUGAGCAUGGUGCACACCACCAUGGAGGAGAACUUCCUGGAGGGCACCUUGCAUCUCCUGAAUGAGUUUGUCUCCUGUCAGCACUGUCCCCCCAAAGAUAUCAUCUCCCACCUGAUCAGACAGGUCCUGUUGAAUGCCUAUGAAGAGGAGAUCUUGAAGGACAUGCUGCUGAUGAAGAUCCAAAUGCUCCAUCCAACCAGCACUGCCACAGUGGGAUGGGACUGGACGCUGACAAAAUUCAUCAUGGAAGACCAGGAGAAGCCCCCCAACUGGCUCCUCUUCCUGCAGUACAUGGUACAGACCCUGGAGGAUGACUUGCAGAAGAAUCUGAGGUUGCACCUGCUGCAGAAGUCAAUUGCCAAGAAAGUGCUUCCAUGUGACAUGUGCUUCAACAAUGUCAAGGAAGUGGUCAAAUGGUUGGUCUUAGCUAGUAUGGGAGUCAGGUUCUACCAGUCCCAGGAGAAGCCACAAGAAACUCCCUUCUCCUCAGCAGAAGCCAGGGCAGAGCACAGCUCAUCUACACCAAGUCUGGCCAGCAUACAAGCUCCGGCAGCUUUCUUUGCCCAAAAGAUUGUGCUCCUGCUCCAGUGGAUGUUGUCUAUCACAGUGGAAGUGGACAGAUCUCCCACCUGGAGCUCCCGUAAGAUUGCAGAUGAGAUAUUUAUACCGAAUAUCCCCCUGAGGAGCCAAAGGGAAGCUUUAUUAAACACCAUAGAGAGCCAGCUCCUGCGCUGCAGACUGCUAGAGCUGUUGUUCCAGCACAGUUGUGAUGUCCCCUCAACCUUAUCCACGCCUCUGAAGAAGACUCUGUAUUUCCUGAGUCACUGCUCUGUGCUGGUGCAUUUUGAGGACGAAAUAGCAACAUGGCAAGGGUGGGAUGAGAUGCUGCAGUACUUGAGUUUGCUGCUGAUGAGUUACCAAAGUGUAAUACAGGAGCACCUGUCGAGGUCCCUCAGUGACCAGAUGGACUUGAUGGUUCAGAAAGCCAAGCCCAGGCUCCAGGAGAGUGACAUCACCACCAACCUGGAUGUUCAGGUGAAGAUGGAGGACUUUAUCAGCCAAAUGCAGGAGGUCUUGGAGCCUUUUCCUCCACAAAUCCAGGAGAAAUUGUUCCUGCUGCAAGAGUUGUUCUCUAUUGUCACUACUGCCUGAUGGACACAACCACUGCAGCAAGGGGGUAUGUGUGUGUGUCCACAGGUACCUGGCUGCAGUGGGUUCCCUCUCGGUGUGUGAGGCGCUACAUCGCCUUAUCAUCAGGCCACACAGAUGUAUCAAUUGAUACACCAGAGAUCACCUCUUCGUCAAGUCAGAUGAGAUAUUUAUUAGACACGCCAAUUGACAUACUGAAGACCAAAGAGAUAGGACACUAAGCAUUGCUGUUAAAUCUUUUUUUUAUCGUUAAAAUGCACAAGGAUGUGGUUUUUGAGAUUGUGUGUGUGAUGGUUUGAAUGGGCAGCUGCCAGAUAUGUGUGGAUGUGUCUCUGUAUGUUUGAGUUAGUAAGAAUGUGAGUUUUUUAACUUAUUUUCUUAAAGGCUUAAUGUGCUCAAUUUUAGUUAUAUACGUAACCCUCAAAUUUAAGGUAAAUUUACAAACCCUGAUUUCCUUAGAUCUAAUAUUAUAAAUCUUGGUUUCCUCAAAUUUGACAUUAUAAUCCUUGGUUUUUUAUAAGGAUAGGUAAUUUUAAUAAAGAUUUUAAAGACAAGUUCUCAGUUUAAUAAGUGCUCAUAAUAAGGCUGUUUUAAAGUUUAAAUGCUAAGUUGUAUUGGUUUGUAUGGUUUCAGUUUUGUCUUAAUUAAUAAAAAUGGGGGAUGUGUGGGGUUAUGAGCAAGUUAAUACAGGAUGCUUGUUGCAUAAUGGUCACGGUGUAUGCUGGGAGUUGAAGUUCUGACGGAAGCUCACGGAAAGAUGACCAGUUAUAAGUUUCCCAGGAAAAAGCUUUAAAGUGGCUGGACAGGACUGCAAUGGCCCCCCCAUGUUUUGUUACUGUCCCUUUUUCAAAUAUAAAAACUUGUUCAACCCUUAAUAAAGGAUUCUCCAUUUUCCAUCA
Pseudopipra pipra is the source of this 2273-nucleotide messenger RNA. RefSeq names its product SUMO-interacting motif-containing protein 1-like. The record is from RefSeq and is a predicted model, not a curated record. Lineage: Eukaryota; Metazoa; Chordata; Aves; Passeriformes; Pipridae. Gene Ontology annotation, molecular function: SUMO polymer binding.